This is a messenger RNA of Pelobates fuscus (common spadefoot toad), 1015 nucleotides long. It is a transcript of the gene SMUG1, whose product is annotated as single-strand-selective monofunctional uracil-DNA glycosylase 1. The transcript is spliced from 3 exons. Gene Ontology annotation, molecular function: single-strand selective uracil DNA N-glycosylase activity; oxidized pyrimidine nucleobase lesion DNA N-glycosylase activity. The record is from RefSeq and is a predicted model, not a curated record. NCBI's taxonomy places the organism in Eukaryota, Metazoa, Chordata, Amphibia, Anura, Pelobatidae. Gene Ontology annotation, biological process: base-excision repair. The coding region runs from base 99 to 890 and encodes 263 amino acids.
UCGUGACGUGGUAGGACCGUCAGGCCGGUGGUAAAAGGAGCUCCAGACCCGGAAGAAGCGAGUAGGGCUAGAAAGUGUGCCAAAAUAAAGGAGAGGAAAUGUUUGUCUCACCACUUGAAUGUGGUGUACCCACCAGCUUCUAUCCUGAUCAAGAUAUUGCCAAUAGCUUUCUACAGAUAGAACAGGAGUUGAAUUUAAAGCUGGCAGAACUUCAAUUUCAGGACCCUGUUAAGUAUGUUUAUAAUCCACUCUUGUAUGCCUGGGACCCACACGAGAAGUAUGUGCGGACAUACUGCCAGUCAAAGAAGGAUGUUCUCUUUUUAGGGAUGAAUCCAGGACCGUUCGGCAUGGCCCAGACAGGGGUUCCCUUUGGGGAAGUUAGCCAUGUGCGGAACUGGUUGUGUAUUGAAGGUGAAGUCUCUAAGCCACAGUCAGAGCAUCCGAAAAGACCUAUCCUUGGGUUUGAAUGUCCCAAUAGAGAGGUUAGUGGUGCCCGCUUUUGGGGUUUCUUCAAAUCCCUCUGUGGACGACCUGAAAUUUUUUUCCAACACUGCUUUGUGCACAACCACUGCCCGCUCAUCUUCAUGAACCAGUCAGGGAAGAACCUGACUCCCUCAGACCUCCCAAAACAACAGAGGGACAAGCUGCUGGAUAUCUGUGAUGAAUUCCUCUGUCAAGUAAUCAAGACUCUUGGGGUUAAAAUGGUUAUUGGAGUGGGCAGAUUCUCAGAACAACGAGCAAAAAAAGCUUUGGCAGCUGAGGGGAUUGAGGUGGAAGUAAAGUGUAUAAUGCAUCCAUCCCCCAGGAAUCCCCAAGCUAACAAAGGAUGGAACAGUGUGGCCAUGGCACAGCUACAAGAACUUGGUGUUUUGACUUUAUUCUCUAAUUGAAGGGCUCACCCAUAAUGCAAGCUGAAUUGCAUCCCGAUACACUACAGUAGGCCAUGCCUGGUAAAAAAAAACUAAAUAGCUAUAAUCAGGCUUGGUUUAUUCAUAUGCAACCAAUUUACAAGCUG